CUGCAGAACACAGGGAGAUCAAACGUUAACGCACUCGAGGACCAGCUGACGGAACACACGAACCAUAACCCGGGAUUGUAAUUGGAUAAUAUUCAUCCGAUCUAUUACGUGCUCGAACUUUGUUAUUCCUCAUGAUACUGUAAGAUCUUACUUCUAUGCUUACGGACCACUUAUGGUCUAUUUGCCUGAAACUGUAUUGUUUAGACAUAUAAAAGUAAAGAUUACAUUUUCCAUUUAGCUUCCUGUUUGAGUCUUCUCUAUUAUUCUUAUUUAUGUCUGUUGAGGUUUUGGUUUUCUUUAGUAUAUUAGAUGCGAGAUACGGAAUUUCACUGAUACAUAUACAGCAGUUGGGAUCGUGCCGAAUUCGUUUCGUUUCGAUAAACAGGUUGAUGUUAGGUUAGGUACAUGGGUUUAGAAUAAAGACGAUGCAGGAGUUCGACAUGGAUGAGACCAAGGGGGAGGAAAACAGGAGUCUUCUCCCCAAAAGUAUUAGACGAGUUAGGAGUGUAAGGGUCAUUGGGGGUUAUUCCACCUGGCCGGGCCUUACCGUUGCUACUCUCUUUUUCGUUUGGUGGACAUGGUCUGUUAUAUCAGGUUUAGUGAGAUCUAGAGGACCGACUCUUGAUACGACUGGGGACAGGUAUUAUGACUUUGAUGAGGUUGGAGUCUGCUCUUUUUGUUGAGUGAAUUUGGGUCGGUUGACGUAUUUUAUAGAUAUUACCAAGUGAAAAACUCAUCUGGUAUCCAUGCUUUGACGUCCCCGGAUCAUCUUUCAAAUGUGCAAGGCUUACUGUUCCGAUGGACUAUCAUCGACCACUCAAUGAAUCUGAUGAUAACCCUAAAGUACAUAUUGCGUUGAUCCUGAUACCCGGGAAUCAUACGGGGCAUAGGCAAUUCUCCAAAUCACCGUUGCUACUGAAUCCCGGCGGGCCUGGAGGUUCUGGUACACUAUUCGGUUUGGCAGCCGGACGAUCGAUUCAGAGCAUUGUUGGAGAAGAUCAAGAUGUAAUUGGAUUUGAUCCUCGAGGUGUUGGAGCAACGACACCACGAGCUGACUGUUUCUCGUAUGGUGGGACAUAUGAUGGAGCAGGAGAUGAUCAGGCACGAGGAGAUUACCACAGAACGCUUUUUGCGGCCUCAGGGCAAGGGAUUGGUUUGGCUAAUUCGAGUUCAACAGCGUUGCGGCAUCUUGAUGCACGUGCAAAAUCUGUGGCGAAAUUGUGCGCGGAAAAGGAUUCUCUGAAUGGAAAUAAUAGCAUUUUCCGACAUGCGGGAACACCAAGUGUUGCAAGGGAUAUGAUUAGCAUUAUAGAUGCGUGGGAUGAAUGGACAUCGAAUAUAGAAGAAUCAUUAGACUUUGAUUCUACUAAUUUUGAUCCUUCUGAUGAGAUAGAGUCCAAUGAUAAUUCCGAGGGAGCAGGUCUAGAAACGAAGAGUAAGUUACUGUAUUGGGGCUUCAGCUACGGGGUAAGUGCCUUCGGUCUCGGAGCGAUAGUUUUGGAGUGAUAAUUGCUGAUGUUUCCAGACACUUCUUGGAUCUACCUUUGCAGCUAUGUUUCCGGACAGAGUAGGUCGGCUUGUCCUGGAUGGGGUUGUUGAUGCCGAUCAUUACGUGGCUCCUAUUUGGCUAGAGAGUCAGCGUGAUACCGAUAAAGUGUGGUCAUCGUUCUUUAAAUACUGCCAAGAGGCGAAAUCUUCGUGUCAAUUCUACAGAGCCAACAACGAGAUAGCCGAUAUCGAAGAGAGGUUCAAGUCUGUUAUGAGAACUCUGAAAGAGAACCCAAUGUCUCUUGUUCUGAAGGAUACCCUAACACCUUUUCUUAUGACAUAUUCGGAUGUCAAAUUGCUCAUUUUCGGGGCGCUGUACGCCCCAAUACAGGGAUUUCCAUCUGUUGCUCAAUUGCUUGACAAUCUGGAACGUAGCCUCGGUGAUUGGUUCGAGCUCACCCCAACCCCGCUGUCAUACGAUCUCAAACCUGUCUGCGAACAUGCUCAGCCACGGUGGAGUUAUCCUAACGACGCGCAGAAAGCCAUUUUUUGCAGUGACAAGAAGUACCCAGUAAGCGUACCAUAGUACAUAUUCCGAUCAACAUUCUAACAUGUACUAUAGCUUAAUCACACAUUCCCCGAAAUUGAAAGCAUGUUUAAAGACCUAGAAGCGCAGUCGGUAUUUGCGGAUGCAUGGAUGUCAUUCAUGAUCCAGUGUUCUGGAUAUAACAUCGAAAGUAUUGAUCCCCCUAUGCAAUGGGAUAACCAUCCAGCACACAGGCAAAAGCCAAUUAAAACGGCAUUUCCAUUGCUUUAUAUUAGCAAUAGUGCAGACCCUGUUACACCACUAAUUGCGGGUGUGAAGAUGGCCACAAAGUUCGCGGACGCGGGGUUCUUCGAGCAACAAUCCGGAGGGCAUUGCACUAUAGCUGUGAAAUCUAGAUGCACGAUCGAGAAAAUAAGGGCAUACUUCCGCGAGGGGAAAGUCCCCGAUCCACCCAAACUAAAGGGGAAAGGAACGGAUCUUCUUGAUGGCGAUUGGGAAAGAUGUCCGACUGAUGAAUGGCCAUGGCAUGAAUAUCAAUCAAGUGCACAGGCCGCAAACGAGAUAGAGGCUGCAGAAAUAGGGCGGAUAGAUGCAUGGGGCGGCAUACGUGAUGCUUUCGCGCAAAUCGAUGUUUGGGGCGCGAGGGGAUCCAAGAAACUCGGGAUUGCAUUGUGAUUUAGCGUAGAUUGAUAUAUAUUGGCUUAAGCGGGAGUUUGCUGGGACGUACAUACACAUGGGCAUUGAUUGGAGAGCUACUUAUCUCCCUGUCCGAAUAGAAUCAUCCAAAGACCUUCAAACAUUCAAUUUUUUUUUAUUGUUGGAACGGUGGACUUAAUGAACGAGGCAAGCACAACGUGAAAAACCAACUCGAAUUUCAUGAUUGGGGAGCUUGAUGUAAUGUCUCGUGUGAAUUUACAGGGCGAGGAGGGGUGUUGAGAUUCAUGGUUGCAGUCCAUGUAAGAAGGGACCGAGGAAGGAAGAGGUAUAUAUACUAUCCAAGACAAAACAUCUUGCUAACUAGUGCCAGUUUUAUAUAUCUCUAGAUUCUCAUAGUAAUUAAAGGUGGUA
Molecule: messenger RNA, 3103 nt
Organism: Sclerotinia trifoliorum
Lineage: Eukaryota; Fungi; Ascomycota; Leotiomycetes; Helotiales; Sclerotiniaceae
Source: the annotation of a GenBank genome assembly